AUGUCACGCUCGGCCCAAGUCUCCAUCGUUCACAAGAAGUUUGUGGACGAGCUGAAGGAUCGGCGCGAUUUCGAUGUAAUAGCGCAGAUUGGUGCCGCCGAUCGCACUAGGAUAGGUAAUCCGACAGGCUAUCUGGAGCCCAUCUGCAGCCAUCUGGAGCCACUGGAGGAGCUAAAGCGCGCUACGGGCUGGAGUGCAACCAGGUUCAGCACAAUUGUCAGCCGGAAUCUUCUGUAG
Molecule: messenger RNA, 237 nt
Organism: Penicillium verrucosum
Lineage: Eukaryota; Fungi; Ascomycota; Eurotiomycetes; Eurotiales; Aspergillaceae
Exons: 2
Coding region: 1-237 (78 amino acids)
Source: RefSeq, a predicted model, not a curated record